AUGUUAUGGCUUAGCAGCGAAUACCGACAUUCUUCAUUCUCCUGUUUUAAUAAUAUUGAAGUUAUUGAUGAAUAUUUAUCUUCUUUCAAAUAUCCAUCUACUACAGCAAUGAUACCUGGCUCCAUUAAAUUAUUUCACAAAUACAAAGAGAAUGAAAUUAAAUUGAUCAUGUUAUUUGGAUUUGCUGCAUUUGAAUCUGUGAUGAAAAAAGUUAAUUAUACUCAUUUUCUAUUGUUAGUUGUUGAACUUCAUUUAGCUGAAAAUAAAUCAAUCGAUAGAGCAGAAAUUGACAUUAUAAGGUUGUUGUUCAACAAGUUUUUAAUUGAUUUUCCACAACUCUACACGCCCAGACAUAAUGUUCAAGUUAUUCACAGUGUGAAACAUGUCAGUAAACUCUAUAUUGGUUUCAUCCAUGGCUUCGUUCGUCUCAGUAACGAGAAACAAAAUUUAUUUCAAAUUGAAAAAGUUCGUCUUACAGGAAAAUUAGCUGUAGAGAUAGAUGAACAGCAAGUUAAAUGUCCUAAUAUUCUAUACGGUUCCUUAUGUGAGGAAAAACACUAUAUAUGUCUUCCAUUUCUUGCCUUCUCAUACGAGAAAAAAAGUGAUCUAAAUCUUUCUCAGUGUACAGCAACGUCAGAUGGUCUUAUUCUGAUCAAUGGCAAAAAAACUCGUUUAUUUUAUGAAAGUCUUGUAAAGAUUGUUGGUGUAAAUCAAACUAAAGAAGAAUAUCCAAUGGUUGUUGUUAUCGAAUUUAACGAACGUUCGAUUUCUACGGCUCAAUUAAGUGAUGGAACAACAGAAUUUGUUAUAAAUAUCAGUGCAAUUCAUUCACCAGAAGAAACAUUUGAAAGUUUGAAAACCAUCUUUGAAGACGAACAAAUAUUAGAUGUUCACAAUUUAUUAUUUAUAUUUCAACAGUUGUAUGGCCUCUUACUGAUGAAACAUAUUCAAUGGAAAAAUAUUACAUGUCACGAUAAAUCAUCACGCAAGACUGCUAACUAUACGGCGCUUUCUUAUUUUAGUGAUGAUGAGAAAAAACAAGAAGCAGAUGAUGAAGCGCCUACAAUUACACUUGGUUUAACAGCAAACGAGCGUCACGAAGUUGAAAACGCGUUUGCAUUAAAAACAAUGUGGCGGCCAACACGUGGGGCACUGAGCGAUCGAUUAGAUUCGAAUUGCUCAGCUGAUACACGUGAAAGCGAACAUGCUACAAAUGAUAUAUCAGCAGCAAUCACUCAGACAACUUUAAAAUUAUUAUUAAAAGAUUAUUUCAAAGAUAAUCCAUUGUUAACUUCAAAUUUCGAUUCAGUUGCAAUUAACGUGCCUUGUGAUAUACCUUUGAUUGAUAUUCCAAAACAUUUAAAUAUGAAGCCAUUCUUAUCAACAAGUGACAAUAAAACUGAACUUUAUGAACUACAAUCGGCUAUACCUUCUCCGCCACAAACUAAAAUAAUUUAUAAAAAAGCUGGUGAAGAAUUAUCCUUUGAACAGGCUACGAAAAAAUACGAUGAUUUACAACUGCGUCGUAAAAUGGAAGAAAGAGAAGCGCGUGGAGUGCCCGUGAAAAGAAAAGGUCGACUACAAUCAACAACCCGCCGACGAAAACGAUGA
This is a messenger RNA of Didymodactylos carnosus, 1611 nucleotides long. The record is from the annotation of a GenBank genome assembly. Lineage: Eukaryota; Metazoa; Rotifera; Eurotatoria; Philodinida; Philodinidae.